Haliotis rufescens (red abalone) is the source of this 5418-nucleotide messenger RNA. RefSeq names its product TOX high mobility group box family member 4-like. Gene Ontology annotation, biological process: regulation of transcription by RNA polymerase II. The coding region runs from base 458 to 2050 and encodes 530 amino acids. The record is from RefSeq and is a predicted model, not a curated record. The transcript has 8 exons. Gene Ontology annotation, cellular component: nucleus. NCBI's taxonomy places the organism in Eukaryota, Metazoa, Mollusca, Gastropoda, Lepetellida, Haliotidae. Gene Ontology annotation, molecular function: chromatin DNA binding.
CACUGUCAUCACAAUGCUCUCCGUCUCGGCUCAUUGUCAGGCACGUGCGUGUGCAACUUGGGGCGUUUAAACUGACUUUUCAUAACGUAAUCCUCACCUCAACCACCCUGUGUAUGUGCGACUCCUUUACACGUCAUUAUUCUCACCCGUCUUGUGGGAAUAGGUCACACCAGGAGCGUUUAAAAAAAACCUCAAUCUUGUCAAGUCUUCUUGACUUAAGACUUCCUUCGGAAGUGGAAAUUGACUGACUUACAUCAUAGUGUUACAGUGAAGAGGAUCUGGAACAUUUAGUGAACAAUUAACUGUUUGAUCAUUGUCUGCUACGACUCUUUUCUGAGAGUGACAUAACGAGCUAUUAUGGAAUACAGAACCAAUCAUGUGAUCUCGACUGAAACUUGGCAGCCGAUGUCUGUCUAAUUGCGAGUUAUUUCACAUUGUCAUCGACACAAACCUCAGGAUGACGACAGCAGGUUACCGAGGUUCUGCCUCUUCGGUGGAUUGUAUGCCCUUGUAUAGCUCUUAUGUCUUGAAGAGCUACAACACCAACCCCCUUGCCUUCACAAUGGCAAUGUCAAAUGAUCCUGGGCAAGGUCAUCAAGGGGGAGACAACUUUAACACCAGAAGUGUGAGCACUUUCCAUACACCCAGUUUCGGGGAUGAGGACUUUGACCUCCCAGUGUUGCCACUUCCUUCCGACCAAGAAUCAGGGAAUUCUGGGAACACCUCCCAGCCGCCGUUCUCCCAUCAGAUGUUGUCCAACUUGGAUCUGGGUUUGAACCCAGCACUGACAGUGGCGCCGACUAUGCAAACUGCAGACUGUGCACCGUUAACGUCGAUGCGAGGUCCGCAUCCCAUUGCUCCGAAAUUCCCACCUCAGAACUUUGACGUUCCCGAUAUCAACGUCACUAACAGUGUUAUGGCAAGUGCCGCCAAUGCCGACAACAUCUUCGCCUCCAUCGCGGCCUCCACGGGGACGAUGUUUCAUGAUGUGAUACCCAACAGAGGCCCAAUCUCAAGCCACCAGUCACUGUCAACCAUCAGCCAGACACAAAUGGCCACUCAACUCGGUUUUCAGACAGCUGUACAAGGAGCUUCACCACCUGGUUCAAACUCAACAUCGUCCCCAAGUAGAGAGAGUAGUGAGGAUAGUGAUGAUAGUCUGCCAUUGGCUCAGUUGAUGUCCCUGAAGAGGUCAGGAGCAACAACAGCCCCAACAGCUCCCAGUGUCAUCACCGUAACAACGGCACAGGCCCCAGUACAGUCAACCAUCACGACCACAACAACAACUACAGUGUCAGCUCCAACCACUGCCAAGAAACAGAAGACUCCCAAGAAGAAGAAGAAGAAGGACCCCAAUGAACCACAGAAACCUGUUUCGGCCUACGCUCUUUUUUUCCGUGACACCCAAGCGGCCAUAAAGGGUCAGAGUCCGAACAAGAGCUUUGGAGAUGUGUCGAAGAUUGUGGCAUCCAUGUGGGACAGUCUUGAACCUGACAACAAAAAUGUGUACAAGAAGAAAACAGAGGUUGCUAAAAAAGAAUAUCUGAAGCAGUUGGCAGCAUAUCGAGCAAGUCAGGUGUCACAGGCUGCAGCUGACGAAGCGAGCUCAAUGUCGGAAAAAUCGCCCUCGCCUCCGAACAUCAGCCAGAUGAGCAUGUCAGGGGGAGGUAACUCUAUGGGCAUGAUGUCCCAGAUGACCCAUGUGAACAUGCCGAGCCCGCCUCAGCAACAGCAACAGCCGAUGAUGACCAGCAGCUACAACAGCCCGCCUCAUCAGCCACCGUAUCAGAUGCAGAACAUGGCGCCUCAGCAACAGAAUAACGGCAUGACGUAUCAGCAGUCUGAUUACUGCCAAAACAUGAACCAGAUGGAUACUCGAGCUCAAAGCAACGGCCUGUGUGUCCGUAACGGUUGUAUCAACCAGGCCAUCGACAACCCCGGCUGGGACAGCGAAUACUGCAGCAACGAGUGUGUUGUCAGUCAUUGCAGGGAUAUCUUCACAGCAUGGGUGGCAUCAAAGCAAGGGGGAAGCACAUUUCAAGUGAAAUAAUGCGUUACCAUGGUAAUGCAUUGUGACCAAUCUUCUUAAUUCCACAGUUGGAUCCCCUCCCCUGGGGUUGUUUUGUGACAAUUGUACAGAUAUAUUUAUUUUUGUACAGAUUACGUAUGAAUUAGGUUAGAAAUUGUGCCUUUUGGUUGAUUUGAAGUGAGCCAAUUGCCAGCACAGGGGACACCUUGUUGUACAUUGUGGACACGGAGGAUGAUUGUUUUCUUGAAUAUGUAGAACAGUUAUACAUAUUUUGUGGACAGGAUGAAGAGUAAACCCUCUGUGUUUGUUAGGGUUGGAGGAUAACAUGAAAAACAGAUCUUGGAGAAGCAGAAUGAAGUUUAAAUGUAAAGAAACUUGUUUGAGAAAAGAUUUUUUUCCCAAUAUCUUUCAUUGAUGCUGCAUUGGAUGAGGACAUGUUCAGAGGUCCAUCGUGUUAAAAGCACCAAGAGAUUGUCGUGAAAUACCCAUUGGGACACGCAGCUUCGCAUGAAGACAACGGCAUGUUCUACACCGGGAUCUGUGGCUGUGCUUUACCAUGGCUAACAAGGCUUUGAGCGAAGAUCACUUGGAUGAGUCUGGUAUUUUGAUAUAUAGAGAGUGGCGAUCAUGUUGAUUGGUUCUCCAAGAGGAGGAGGACAUCUUUGCUGGAUAUUAAUUGUCAUCUAUGGGAGUCUGUUUUCUCUGAAAACAAAGAGGAUGAGCUGCUUUGAAACUUUGAAUAGCCUCUGCAGCAAAAAACAUUGUAACAGGAGACAUCAAUACACAGAACAGACUAAUGAUAGGAUAUUCCUUCCUGGGGCUGGGAGACACAGCACAUACGUCAGUGUUCUACGUUGUUCCGCUGGAACGCUUGCAGAACACCAUGCCAACUGUCUCUGGUGGACAGACCCACUAUCUAGACCUGUGCAGUGUGUGACAAUGUGUAACAGUGUGACACUGGGAAUAUGCAAGACAUAGGACACCUUCCUCGACGACUUAGUGUCACGACUGUUGGUUAUCAGUGAAUUAUUUGUACAAAUGUAUUUCCUGUAUAUCAAUGUGCAGUUUCAUGUUUCUCACUGCCUAUACUUGUGGCCAUGUAUAAACAUAAUUAAUUGUCCAACCAUGUGUCUACAUGUCAUGAGGACUUCUAUCGGUUGUUGAUUAUGAGGUCGACUGAUUUUCGUUGAUGAAUCAUGACCCUUCUACUUUACUGUAUGUGCUACUUUUCUGCAAUUGUUCUGUCAAAUAAUCGUGGAGUAUGAAAUAUUGCAACCAAAUUUCCUAUUGCUAGGCGUUAAAGAGGGCAACUGUAAAUAUCUCUGGCACGUCCUGGGUUUCUGUGUGUGAUGUGUCAUAUAUUGAGAACGAUAUUGAACGAUAUGUGAAAGUGUGUUUCCUGUUUGUAUCAGGAUGUAGCAGUAUGCUGAUACUGUAGCGUAAUAAAUAUUCUACACAAAAGAAGUAAGGAACACUUGAUUAUUUACUGUGACUAUAGUCAACCUGUCACGGCUGGUGGGUAUUGCAACACACUGCCUUCCAAUUGUGGGUGUUCUUUAACUUGUUUUGAGUAGUAUAUGUCACAGUUGCUAAUUUAACACUUUGAUUUUCAAAAGUUGGGCAGAAUACAGGCAAUAAGUUUGGAGUUUGAAUAACACUAAACAAAUAUGCAGGACAAACCUGAGUAGUUUGUAUCAAUCUCAAAUUGUUUGAUUUAUCACAAUGUAAUAUUUCUGACUGUGGAGAAACCAAGAAUAUCUCACUCUGUAAAGACACGAACCGUCUAUGGUGUGGGUUGCCCAGAAUUUCACUUUGCUGGGUUGCCUCCCUUGCUAGCGCCAGGAUCUGCUUACUGUGUCUUUAAAUCUCAGCUUCGUACUGAUUAUGAUCCUUGGUUUGUCAGCACCAUACGCCUAUGACUCGCAUCACUUUGGGCUUUUCUCAUACAUUAAGCUGAACCUCGGAAUACCAUUUUACGCAGCAUAAACUCAGCUCAAUGUUUUCAAUUUGAGACAAGAAAUUAGGAAAUGUAGUCUUUCAUAUGAAGCAUUUAACUUUCCAAAGAAGAUAACAGUUACUCUCAGUGCUGAUGGGAGACAGUCGAAUGAUGUGGUUUUGCAUUUAUAUUCAUUUGCUGAAAUUAAGAGACUGUAAGAUGGGGAGUUUCUUUUUUUUCAGGUUUUGAGUUUUCAUAAACCAAAUAAUAAUCUCCUCGGGUUAGUGUUGUAGGAUCAUUGUUUUAUGUUCAAUGCUAGUCAAUUAAUUUUAAAACUGAUUGUUGUAAGCAUGCAGAACAGAUUUGAGGGAUUUCUUUUUGACAAUACUGUAAUCUUGAUAACCGAUUUGUUAGGUGUAAUAAUAAUGCUGGUUAGAUGGUUUUUUUAAACUUUGGGGUUCAGAAAAAUGUUUAAAUUACGUACAGGUUGAAAGACGUGUCGAAAUUCAGGUGCGAAAAAAAUCGUUGUCUGCACCAAAUUAGGAUGAAAAGGGUUAUCAGAACCACAGCAACUGGUGGUACCAGGUGGGUAGUGAAUCUGAUGCUAGAGGCAAGGAUAGCAAGAAAAUACAUGAAAUCUUUGUGGUCAUUUUUUUGCCCCAAUUCUCUCUUCAAUUAUUCAAUACUGCAAGAUAUACAACACUUCACCCACACUGUUUAAUCAGGGUUUAUGUAAAUUGAUGAUGAAUUUGCUUGGCUUUGCUGAAAUAUAUAUAAAAAUAAUUUUGUGUCGCCCAGGACUUUUUUAUUUGGUAUGAAGUCGCUUGGGUUUAUUUGUUUACUGGUUUUUUUUAGCUGGAUGUUUGGUAUUUAUAGGGUAACAUUCAGGCAUUAUUCUCUAUGAUACUUAAAAUUCAUUCAUUAAUUACUUUUGUUAAUUUAGAUUUUUAACUAUUUGUAUCGUUAUUAUUUUAUUUUUAUAAAAAUCCCUCUUGAGAUAGAUUUGGUUGGGCAAAUAAAAAUAGAUUUAUGCUAAUUUUAUUUAUUUAUUUUGCUCCCUUUGCGUGUAAGGCGAAAAAUUGGAAAUGUGUUGCUAUGGUAAUAAUCAUGCCUUGAUUUCACAAGAAUGCCACUUUUCCUGAAAACUAAAUUAUGGCUGAUACAUCUUCCCAAUGAAAGAUAAAAGAUAAAUGAUAAAUUAUCAGAUGCAUUCUGUUAGUUAAUUGAGGAUUAACAGCUUUACUGUCGAGUUAUUGAACAUUGUUUAGCAGAUGACAUCUGAACUGGUGCUGCGAUUGUGUUUGAGUGUUUUCACCUGUCAGUUCUGUGUUGUAUGGUGGCCUGACUACAUUCAGGCAGUGUACACAUCAUGAUGAUGAUGAUUAUUAUGACUUUCAUGUAUCUGCAAAAUUGGUGUCACAUGGAUUUUGCUGAAAUAAAACUUUGGAAAAUA